GCUGUGGCUAGAAGAUGCAGAGCAACCCAAAAACCCGCCUACAAAUAUUGUUAUUUUGAUUAGAUUACAGAUUACAGAAUGGAGCCGCCGUACGCCCCGCUAAGUGAAUCCUGCGCCAAGGCGCUGGGUGACAAGGUGUAUGAGAAACGAAAAUUGGCUUCGCAGGAAAUCGAGAAAAUGGUCACGGAAUUUAACAAUAAGAACAAUUCGGCACAGAUCCGUAAGCUGAUUGAGGUGCUAUCCACGGAUUAUGCCACAUCCCGAGAUGCAAACCGAAGAAAAGGGGCGCUCAUCGGUCUCGCAGCCAUGGGAUUAGGGCUGGGCAAGGACUCGGGAAAAUAUGUCCAAGGUCUGGUGCCGCCCAUCAUGACCUGCCUAUCAGAUCCAGAUCUGCGUGUACGCUACUUUGCCUGCGAGUCACUGUACAACGUGGUUAAGGUGGCCAGAUCUGCCAUCAUUCCUUUCUUUCCAGAGCUUUUCGCAGCAUUAUCCCGACUCGUCACCGAUUCAGAUCAGAUGGUUAAAGAUGGCAGUGAAUUGCUGGAUCGCUUGCUGAAGGACAUUGUCACAGAAUCAUCGCAGACCUUCAAUCUGGAGGCAUUCAUUCCUUUGCUGCGUGAGCACAUCUAUGUGAAGGAUGCAUUUGCCCGUCAAUACGUGAUCUCAUGGAUAUCGAUCCUGAACGCUGUGCCAGACAUUAACAUGGUUAACUACUUAACCGAGAUUCUGGACGGACUCUUCGUUAUGCUUGAGGACAACACGCCCGAGAUCCAGCGCAUGUGUGAGACAACAAUCAGUCAGUUUCUAAAGUCCAUAAGGAAUGACUCGUCAUCCGUUCGAAUGGAAGACACCAUCAAUACGCUAAUAACCCAUGCACAAUCGCCCAAUGAGCUAAUCAAAUCCAUUGCAAUCACCUGGAUCCGGGAGUUUGUCCAGAUAUUUGGCCCUAACGUAUUACCUUAUGCUAGCGGAAUAUUUACAGCGAUAUUGCCGUGUCUGGAGUACAAUGUGGAGUCCAAGAGGAGUAUUAAAGAGUGCGCAGUAUCUGUUAACAACUCGAUGAUGUUGCUGGUGUCGAAUAAAGAGCUGAAGACGAAGACAGUAGCGAAGAUUGAUUUACGUUCAAUUAUGGAUGUACUCUCUCAGUAUCUCACGCACAAUUCCAUGCACACAAAGAUCGCUGUAUUGAAGUGGAUCCACCAUCUUUUCACCAAUUUUCCAAAUGAAAUGUCCGAGCACGCUAGUAACUUAAAUAAUAAUCUUUUGUUAACGUUGGCCGACAACUCGGACGAGGUAGUUCUCCAAAGUUUGUCCGUUUUAGCAGAAAUAGUUAAUUCUCAGGAUAGUAGAGAAUUGAAUGACUUCGACAAAUCGCACUAUCGCAAGUUUUUACUUAGCUUAUUGAAUCUCUUCAAUGAGGAGAAACUCAUAUUGGAGAACAGAGCCAGCCUUAUUAUAAGAAAACUCUGUGUGUUGCUGAAUGCCGAAUAUAUUUACCGGACCUUUGCAGAAAUAAUAGCUGAGGAGCCAAACUUAAAGUUUGCAUCAACGGUUGUGCGACUGCUAAACAUUAUUUUGCUCACCUCAACUGAGCUCUUCGAGUUGCGUACCAGUCUGAGAAAUAUUUCCAACGAAAAGUCAGCAGAUCUCUUUCAAUGCCUUUAUAAAAGUUGGGCCCACUGCCCGGUAUCAACACUGUCCCUCUGCUUGUUGGCCCAGAGCUACCAGCAUGUAUCUCAUUUGGUUACAUUGUUUGCUGAUGUUGAAAUCACCUUGGAGCUGCUUACCGAACUAGAUAAAUUAGUUCAGUUGAUAGAGUCUCCCAUAUUUGCUCCAUUACGUCUCACGCUCGUUUCCAAAGCGAAUAACUGCGCGGAUGCCCAGUACUUGGCUCAUGCCUUGUUUGGCAUCCUGAUGUUGCUACCACAGACAGAAGCUUUUGAUACUCUUCGGAAUCGUCUGCAAUGUGUACCAAACUACUGGGGUCACGAACCUAUAGAUGAGCGAAACUCACUGGAGUACAAAAGUCGCAUAGACUUCAAUGCUUUGGAACAGCACUUCAUUAAAUUGCAAAAAGCACACCGGGAGCAGCGUAUUGUACACCGGAAACGGAGUGUAAUUACUCCUGAAAGUAACUAGACUUCUUAAGCAUACCCUUUUUAUGUAGCCUGUGAUUCAGUGUGCAGUUAUUUAAUUCACAUAUUUUAUUUAAAUAAAUUUGAAUCUAAUAUACCCU
Molecule: messenger RNA, 2236 nt
Organism: Drosophila eugracilis
Lineage: Eukaryota; Metazoa; Arthropoda; Insecta; Diptera; Drosophilidae
Product: protein VAC14 homolog
Exons: 9
Coding region: 79-2139 (686 amino acids)
Biological process (GO): positive regulation of kinase activity; phosphatidylinositol biosynthetic process
Cellular component (GO): PAS complex; endosome membrane
Source: RefSeq, a predicted model, not a curated record